This is a messenger RNA of Megalopta genalis, 4723 nucleotides long. RefSeq names its product Nuclear receptor binding SET domain protein (gene NSD). The record is from RefSeq and is a predicted model, not a curated record. Gene Ontology annotation, molecular function: histone methyltransferase activity; protein binding. Lineage: Eukaryota; Metazoa; Arthropoda; Insecta; Hymenoptera; Halictidae. Gene Ontology annotation, cellular component: nucleus.
AAAAGUUUAUAUUUCAAACUGUUUAUAAACCGAAAAUAAUGACAACAAAUUUUAGUAGUUAAAUCGCAUUUAUAUUGGCAAAUCUGUAGUGCAAAAUUAAACCGAAAAUAAUGACAACAAAUUUUAGCAGUAAAAUCAAAUUUAUAUUGACAAAUCUGUAGUGCAAAAUUACAAUAAUGUAAUAUAAUUGAUAAAACAAAAAUCACCAAACAUUGCUAUCAUAGUGAAAAAUUAAAUGCAGCGUGGUUAUGAGAAUUACCCAAAAUCGCGGGAAACGCGUCUCGUUCCUGUUCACAGAUCCGUGAGGUUCAGUUACAUUUACAGUUUUUUAAUAUUAAUACGAUUAAAUGAUUAAUGUGACAAAAACUAUGUUUACAUGAGAAGCUCAGACAGAAUAGAAUACCACUACCGCAUAACAGACAAUGAUGCGUGUCGUUUUUCUAUGAUAUAAAGUAACCCUUGAAAAUCAGCCAUCGCAGCUAUUUUCAGCGAUAAUGGAAAUUGUUUUCAAUGAGUGAGCUCUUUAUAUACAAGUUCUUAAGUUUAUAUCUUUCUCACUGUUGAAUAAGUGUUUAAGGAUUUUUAAUAUCGAAUCCAUUGUCCAUCCUGAGUAGCGAAAAUGUUGAAUUAGUCAGGAAGCUAUGAACUCUAUCAACAGAGUGAAUAGUAAGGUGGACGUAAUUACUGAAUCAAGAUUUGGCGACUGCGGCAGUAAUUUGGACGUGACGAAAAGCAAUUGCGAAGAUGAUAAAAAGGACUUUAAUAUCGAAUCUAGUACGAUUUCAUCAGGUAGAAGUCGUUAUGGUAGAACAAUAAAGCCUAAAUCCCCCAAAAAUGAGGUUGCUGAUUCUCCAAAGAGUUCUAAGAUGUCGAAGGCUCGAAAAUAUCAGAAUAUGUCUGAUAGCAGUAAUGAAAGCAUGGACGAAAAUAAUGCAACUAAUGAUAUGGACGACACAAGUGAUUCGUCCAUUAGUUUAAGUACCAUGGAUGAAGCUGCUCCAAAAAUAAUUGGUACACCGAUACAGUGCAAUUGGAUAUUAGGUCAAUUAGCAUGGGCUCGUGUUGGUAAUUUUCCGUUUUGGCCUUGUGUGAUAACAUUAGAUCCAAUUUUAAUGACUUAUCAUAGACUGAAAGCUACUGCCAAAUCCCAGAUUUUGAUGAUUCAUGUUCGAUAUUUUGGUGAUAAAGGGCGCCACAGUUGGGUUUCCUCAAAUUCGAUGAUACCAUUCACUAAUUUUGCUGAUUUUAAAAAACUGUCGGAAUCAAUAACUGCAGAAGUUAAGAAGAGGGAUGCAAGGUAUGCUGCUGCAUUUAUUGUAAAACCUGGAAUUAAAUCUAAAUGGGAAAGCGCAAUAGAAGAAGCUAUGGAAGUUCAACCAAUGAGCAAUGAAAACAGGGCUAAUAUUUUUAAACCAAAGGAGAACAAUACAAAAAGUAGGUCGCCGAAAUCAAGUGCAUCGGAUGAGAAAGAUAAAACUAACAAAAGAAAGUAUUCACAUGACUCCAGUGAACUCGACGUUAAACGCGUUAAGCAGGAAACUGCAUACGAAUUAGAAAAGGCACAAUACAAAACAGAUGGAAUGACAUCUAAAGCACAGAAGUUCGCAGAGAAUGGUAAAAGUAAUUCGAGACUUAAUUCUGAUACACCCCCAAUGUCUCCUUUGAGUCAACGAGAUUCCAAUGACGAAGUUUCCAUUGCACAGAAAGUGGAAUUUAAGCCCGAAGAGGAUGUGGAUGGUGUAUUCGAAGUUUACUAUGAACGAAAUAGAGAUAUGUUGGAAGAUGAAUAUCCAGAUGCAUCGGAACAAGAUAUAAAAAGAUACUUGAAGAAAACUUGGAAUUCAAUGAAUGCUUCUUUCCGUAAAAAGUAUCGGUCGUAUGUAACAUCAGAGAGUUCUAAUGCCCAAGUUAAAGACAAUUUGUCUGAUCAAGAAGAUUUGUCGAUAGACAUGGAAUUGAAUACAAAGGACACUAGAAAGUCUAGAAUCAAAGUUGAGAAAGAGGAGAUGAUUGUUUCAGAAACUAAAAAGAGUAGGCCAUACAAUAUCUUUAAAGGAAUGAAACAAGAAAAGGUUUGUCAGAUAUGUGAAAAAACUGGAAAAUUGACCAGAUGUAAAGGACCUUGUUAUUCAUAUUUCCAUUUAUCUUGUGUAAAACCUGGCGAAUCCAGUCCAGAGCAUUCCAUCGAUGAAAGUACAAUGGACGAUAAAAUCCUCGACGAUAUAAAAGAAAUUAGACGGAGCAAUGUAGACGAGGAUGAAAAUGGCGGUAAAAAUGAUGAGCAAGAAGAUGAACUAUUUAAAUGCAUAGAUUGUUUGUCGGGUGUAGCACCUGCUUGUUUUAUAUGUAACGAAAGAGAAGGUGACAGAAUAAGGUGCACUGUUAUAGCCUGUGGAAAGCAUUAUCACUCGUCUUGUUUAAAAUCAUGGCCACAGUCUCAUUGGCAAGGAGGCCGAUUAACUUGUCCGUAUCAUGUGUGCCACACGUGCAGUUCGGAUAAUCCUCAAGAUAGUCAUUCAAGAACUCCAAACGAGAAAUUAGCACGAUGUGUGCGGUGUCCUUCAUCUUAUCAUACAUCUACAUCUUGUUUACCUGCUGGUUCAAUCAUUUUAACCGGCAGCCAAAUAGUGUGUCCAAAACAUUAUCAAGCACCCCAUCCACCAGUAAAUGCAGCAUGGUGCUUUUUAUGUACAAGGGGUGGAAGUCUUAUCUGUUGCGAUACGUGUCCAACUUCGUUUCAUCUUGAGUGUCUAGGAAUAGAUGCACCGGAUGGUGCAUUUAUCUGUGAAGAUUGUGAGACAGGCAGACUGCCUUUAUAUGGGGAAGUUGUUUGGGUUAAACUCGGUAAUUAUCGCUGGUGGCCAUCCCGCAUUUGUUAUCCACAUGAAAUUCCUGAAAAUAUAGAAGCUAUACCCCACAGCCCUGGUAAAUUUUGUGUGAUGUUCUUAGGAUCAAAUAAUUAUUAUUGGGUACAUAGGGGGCGAGCUUUUCUUUAUCAAGAUGGCGACGCAAACAUAAAACCACCAAUCGGAAAAAAGAAUAAUAGAGACGAUACAUACCGGAAAGCAUUAGAGGAAGCUAAUGAUAUCCACCAGCGUUUGAAAAUUGAAAGAGCUGCUGCUAAAGACCAUGGCCCCCGAGGAUUAAAACCUCCGCAUUACGUUAAAUUAAAAGUAAAUAAACCAGUUGGCAAUGUAAAACCGACAGAAGUCGAAAGCAUCGUCGCUUGCGAUUGUGACGCGGAGUGGGAAAAUCCGUGUGCACCUGGAACAGAUUGUUUAAAUCGAAUAUUAUUAGUUGAAUGUAGUCCUGGCAUAUGUCCGGCUGGUCCAAAAUGUAACAAUCAGGCAUUUGCUAGAAGACAAUAUCCCGCUAUGGAACCGUUUCAUACUGCUGCCCGGGGAUGGGGUCUUAGAAGUUUAGAACACAUUAAAGCGGGACAAUUUGUCAUUGAGUACGUAGGUGAAGUUAUAGACGAAGCUGAGUACAAACGAAGACUACAUAGAAAAAAGGAAUUAAAGAACGAGAAUUUUUAUUUUUUAACCAUAGAUAAUAAUAGAAUGAUAGAUGCUGAGCCAAAAGGGAAUUUAAGUCGAUUUAUGAAUCAUUCAUGUUCGCCAAAUUGCGAGACUCAGAAGUGGACGGUGAAUGGAGAUACCCGUAUAGGUCUGUUUGCGUUAUGCGAUAUAGAACACGGUGAAGAAUUAACUUUUAAUUAUAAUUUAGCGUGCGAUGGAGAAACUCGAAAGCCCUGUUUGUGCGGUGCAUCGAAUUGUAGUGGAUUUAUAGGUUUGAAAGUACAAAAAUCGCAAGCAACAACGCUGUCGAUGCAACAAAAGAAAUUUGAGAAAGUGGAUAAAAUGAAACGUCAGAAGAGGACGAGAAAACACUUGGCAUGUUGGAGCUGUGGACAAGAAAUUGAGAAGUUAGAAGAUUUCGUGGUCUGUGACCAGAAAACAUGUGGCAAGAAAUAUCACCAAACUUGUGUGGACAUCGACGACGUGGAUUCCAGAUUUAGUUGUCCUUGGCAUCAUUGUGCAGAAUGUGGACGUAGAACGUCCGCGCAUUGCUCCUUCUGCAGUGCUGCCUUUUGUCAAGUGCAUUUAGAAGGAAAUUUGUCCGACUGUGACGAAAAGAGUGGUUUCGUUUGCAAGCUACAUGAAAACAUGGAAAUGCAGAAAUCAUCGUUAGAGGACGAGAAAGAUUAUUCGGAUAAUGACACCGAAACGGACAGAGAAUAUUCUUCUACAGGCUCCAGUAGUCCACUCGUGACAUUGGAGAAAGCUGUGCCGCGGGAGCCAUCGCCAAGAGUUUCCAUAGUAGAGGUUCAUCCCAGCAGCGAAGAAAGUGAAGAGUCUCAAAAGGAGGAUGACGAAGAGAUCAUGCAACCUAUCGACUUUAUACCGUGUGAUUACGGUUCGAAAAGUAUGAAAAGAAAAACAUUGCAUCGAUUGUCUCUGAGUCUGAGAAAAGAAGGGAAUCAGGUAGAGGAGUUAAAUAAUCUUACCUCUAGUCAACUGGAAGCCAUAAUCGGUGGUAGUUUAUUCGAAUGAAUCAUUUCUUUUCACCAGAUAGAUUUUGAAUAGUAAAGUGUGUACUGUAAAUCAUUUAUAGCUUCCAUGAAAGUCACAGUGCAAAACAUCAUGAGAUAAUAUUAUAUACGCAAUGACAUCCAUUCCAUGUCAAAUAGGCCGGUUAAAUAAUAAUACUAUUCAGAAAACAA